AUGUGUGGCAUUUGUUGUGCCGUAAGCUUUUCUGUUGAGCAUUUUGGUGAAGAUUUGAAAGAGGAUUUACUGUGUAAUCUUAAACGUCGAGGCCCCAAUAGCAGUAAACAGCUGUUAAAGUCUAAUGUUAACUACGAGUGUUUAUUUUCUGGUCAUGUCCUUCACUUAAGAGGUGUAUUGACUGCCCAGCCUGUGGAAGAUGAAAGAGGCAAUGUAUUCCUCUGGAAUGGAGAAGUCUUUAGUGGAAUAAAAGUUGAAGCUGAAGAAAAUGAUACUCAAAUAAUGUUUAAUUAUCUUUCCUCUUGUGAGAAUGAAUCUGAUAUUUUGUCACUCUUGUCAGAAGUCCAAGGUCCUUGGUCUUUUAUAUAUUAUCAAGCAUCUAGUCAUUCUUUAUGGUUUGGUAGGGAUUUUUUUGGUCGUCGUAGCUUGCUUUGGCAUUUUGGUAAUUUGGGCAAGAGUUUCUGCCUCUCUUCAGUUGGUUCCCAAACAUCUGGAGUGGCCAAUCAGUGGCAAGAAGUUCCAGCAUCUGGAAUUUUCAGAAUUGAUCUCAAGUCUACUUCCAUUUCCAAAUCUGUUGUCUUAAAAUUGUAUCCUUGGAAACAUAACUCUAAGGAGAAUGUUAUCAAAGAAUGUGUCAAUAGUCUGACUCAUAUUUCAGCAGACUUGCCAACAUUUGUAUCGGUGGUAGCAAAUGAAGCCAAACUUUAUCUUAAAGAACCUGUCAUUCCUUUAAAUACGAUGUUGCCACAUGCCCCACUUGGGGUCCAUUGCAGUAGCAUUUCUAGCAUCCCACCAACAAGAGAGACCCUUCAGGUCUUUCUUACCAAUGGAUGCAUGAAGAAAGUAGUUCAGCAGUUCAUUGAUGUCCUGACUGUUGCAGUCAGUAGACGUGUCUUGUGUUUACCCAGAGACGAAAACCUGACAUCAAGUGAAGUUUUGAAAACUAGUGAGAGGAAAGCAAAUGUUGCGAUCCUGUUUUCUGGGGGUAUAGACUCCAUGGUUAUUGCAGCCCUCGCUGACCGUCAUAUUCCUUUCAAUGAGCCAAUUGAUCUUCUUAAUGUGGCCUUCAUGACUAAACAAAAGACCACACCAACUAGUUUUAACAAAAAAGGGAGAAGACAGAAAGAUCAUUGUGAAAUACCUUCUGAAGAAUGCUCUGAAAAUGUCACUGCUGCUUCUGCUGCUAGUCCCGGUGAACAAUUCAAUGUACCAGAUCGAAUCACAGGAAGAGCAGGGCUAAAGGAACUACAAGCUUCCAGUCCUUCCCGGAUUUGGAAUUUUGUCGAAAUUAAUGUUUCUCUGGAAGAACUUCAAAAACUGAGGAGAACUCGAAUAUCCCACCUAGUUCAUCCCCUGGAUACGGUGCUGGAUGAUAGCAUUGGCUGUGCAGUCUGGUUUGCUUCUAGAGGAGCCGGUUGGUUAGUGACCCAGGAUGAAGCAAAACCAUACCAGAGCGCUGCCAAGGUAGUUCUUACUGGAAUUGGUGCAGAUGAGCAACUCGCAGGUUAUUCUCGCCAUCGUGCCCGCGUUCAGACACACGGGUUGGAAGGACUGAAUAAGGAAAUUGCGAUGGAACUCGGUCGAAUUUCUUCCAGAAAUCUUGGUCGUGAUGACAGAGUUAUUGGCGAUCAUGGAAAAGAAGCAAGAUUUCCUUUCCUGGAUGAAAAUGUUGUUUCCUUCCUAAAUUCCCUACCAAUUUGGGAAAAGGCAGAUUUGACUUUACCCCGUGGAAUUGGUGAAAAACUAAUUUUGCGUCUUGCAGCAGUGGAACUUGGUCUGACAACCUCUGCUGUUCUGCCGAAACGGGCCAUGCAAUUUGGAUCCAGAAUUGCAAAAAUGGAAAAGAAUAAUGAAAAGGCAUCUGAUAAAUGUGGAAGGCUCCAAGUCAGUUCCUUAGAAAACCUUUCUAUUGAAAAAGAUUAAAAUGUAAUAUCUCACAGUGUAACGUUUACUGAAUGAUGAUUUAAAAAAAAAGACUCUCUGUUGUAUAAUGUGGCUUUAAAGUUCAUUAUGUGAAUUUUUACUUAACUUUGUAGCUUAACACAACCAACUUAUUCAAAUCGACACUCCAGAGAAAGAGAGACUACUUGAAAGAACAACCUAAUAGAACUUUCCUAAUAGAAAAGUCUAGUAUUUUUUUUCUCACGUAAACCUGUUUAUUCUAGGAAGAGCAACUCAUUGAGAGAUAAAACUGUUUUAAAAAUUCA
Camelus dromedarius (Arabian camel) is the source of this 2207-nucleotide messenger RNA. RefSeq names its product asparagine synthetase domain containing 1 (gene ASNSD1). NCBI's taxonomy places the organism in Eukaryota, Metazoa, Chordata, Mammalia, Artiodactyla, Camelidae. The transcript has 3 exons. The record is from RefSeq and is a predicted model, not a curated record. Bases 1 to 1923 code for a protein of 640 amino acids. Gene Ontology annotation, molecular function: asparagine synthase (glutamine-hydrolyzing) activity.